This is a messenger RNA of Podospora anserina S mat+, 1530 nucleotides long. RefSeq lists its product as uncharacterized. NCBI's taxonomy places the organism in Eukaryota, Fungi, Ascomycota, Sordariomycetes, Sordariales, Podosporaceae. The coding region runs from base 1 to 1530 and encodes 509 amino acids. The transcript has a single exon. The record is from RefSeq and is a predicted model, not a curated record.
AUGGAUCAGAACCGCCCAACGCUUUCCACGCUGCCCAAUGAGCUUCUCGCCAUGAUCAUCGAGGAGCUGGUGGACGAGAGCAGCAAGCACAGCGGUGGACCUUCCAUCAAAGCCUGCCGUUUGGUCAGCCGCCAGUUUUGCGACGUCAGCUCUCGCUGGCUUAUUCCCUCGGUCAAAGUCGGGCACAGUAAUGAUUCUCUGGCGCGACUGGAUGCGAUAUCACGACACCCGGCGAUUAGUCGUGGUGUUAGGACGAUAGAGGUGGUGCUGUCUUCGUAUUCUACUUUCUGGAAUCCUCUUGGGGGGAAAAGGGAGUUUAUCGACUUUCAGCGGAAGGUCUUGGCGAACCGGGCAAAGAUUUUUGAGGUUGGCAAGAUUAUUACUAUGACUGAGAAGGAUAAUGCAAUAUUGAGAAAGGUGCAUGAGGUGUUGAGGUGUUGGCUGUAUUUCCAAGAACCGAAACGACAGCCGGAGCCGGGGGCUGAUUUGGCGCUUCACCGGGAGUGUAUGGACAGGUAUUUUGGGGAGUUUCAGAGGCUGGCUUAUGAGGAGAAAGUGCUGGUGGAUCAAAGGGCGAUGGGGACGGCGGUUGCUGAGGCGUUGAGCCGGAUGCCGUGGGUGGCUGGGCUGAGGUUUGAUGAUACUUGUCAUUACGGCAGACGGAGGCGGGGGCUUUCGUGGGAAACGCCCGAGACGGUGGUUGAGGGGAUUUAUGAGAAUACGCUGUUGCCGUUGACGAGGAGGGAUCUCGAGGCGAGAGGGUCUGUUAUUGUUGAUGAGAUUCCUUUUUAUCAUCAUGCCUCGGGGCUGGUGGCCUCGCCUCGUCCGCUCUCGGAGACUAUUCCUCGUGUUUUGGCUGCUGUGGGGGGUGUUGAUCAGGUAGAGCUCAAGAGGCUCGUGGUGAACGUGGACUUGAUUGAUUUGAGGGGGGUUUUCAGGGAGGUUUCUGAUUUGCGAGAGAAGCUUACAGCUGCCACGAGGAGGUUGACAGACAUUUCGAUCCAGCAGAAGGCUGGGUAUGACGAUAGGUCUUUUUGGGGACUCUGUUGUACAUCGCCAAACCUUAAACACUACUCGGUGGUACUGGAGCUGGGAUCACAUGCGUUGGACCCGUUGCUGGAAGGGCCUGGUUCGAAUGAGGAACGGAAAAACUUGACGGUUAUCCAGGUGAAGGGUGCUAGAAUGACCGUCAGCACCCUGAAGCGGUUUCUUGACAUUAUCCCAGAUGUCCUGGACCGCGUGGAGUUGGUGGGUGUCGAGGUGGUUGGGGGAGGUUGGCGGGAGGUUUUGGAUAUGCUCCGAGCGAAGACUUACCGGCAGACGGGGGACUGGCCGUACCCUGUGAGAAUCUCUCAGGCUGUUAGCCCCCAUCCGAACCAUGAGUUGCACCCAACGUUUGAGUGGGUUUUCCAGAGCGAUGCGACGUGGGAGCCGAGCGAUGCCGACGUGUAUGUCAUGAGACAGUCGGGGGUCAACCCGUUUGCUCCGGAGGCAGGGAAGUUUCCUUUGGGAGGUAUUGUCAAGUGGUAG